AUGGAGAAAAAGACGCUUACAUUAUGGGUACUUAGUUUGUUCCUGCUGGUUUUAAAGACUUCUAACAGUUUAGAGGAGGGCUUGGAAUCAACACGGAUGCAUGACUACGCUAAAUAUCACCCCAUGGAGGAGAUAUACACGUGGAUGGAAGAAGUGGAGCGAGGGAAUCCAGAGCUGGUCUCCUCUGCUGUCUACGGACGCACUUAUGAAGGAAGCAAUAUCACACUGCUGAAGUUAGGACUAGAAAACCCAGAGGGCAAAGAGAAGAAGGUCAUAUGGGUGGACUGUGGUAUCCACGCACGGGAGUGGAUCGCUCCUGCCUUCUGCCAGUGGUUUGUCAAAGAGAUUGUGCACUCAUAUAAAACCAAUAAGAAGCUGGAGCAGAUGCUGCAGAACCUUGACGUCUAUGUUACUCCUGUGGUCAAUGUGGAUGGAUACAUAUUCACCUGGGCCAAUGAGAGUACUCGACUUUGGAGAAAGUCUCGUUCAGACCCUCCUCCUAACAGUAGCUGCUAUGGUGUUGACCUCAAUAGAAAUUUUAAUGCCAACUGGGGAACGGUUGGUGUGUCAUUUGACAGUUGUCAAAACAACUACUGUGGGAAAGCAGCAGGGUCAGAGCCAGAGGCCAAAGCUGUGAUGGACUUUGUUGGUAAGAUGGUUAACCAGACUCUGUGUUUCCUCACCAUCCACUCCGCUGGCCAACUUAUACUCUUGCCAUAUGGCCACCCUCAGAUCACUGCACCCAACUAUGAUGAACUGGUUGCAGUCGGGGAGGCAGCGGCAGCAGAGAUGAAGAAUGUUCAUGGAAUGGGCUACACUGUAGGAACAUCUCCGCAAAUCCUCUAUGCAAACUCAGGCUCGAGCCGUGACUGGGCUCGUCUCAUCGGCAUCCCCUUCUCUUACACCUUUGAGCUGAGAGACAAAGGUGAGUUCAGCCACUUGCUACCAGAGGAGCAGAUCCAGCCGGCCUGCGAGGAGGCCUACGCAGGAGCUCUCUCCAUCAUCGCAAAUGUUCACGACAAGACCUUCAACAGCGGCACCCGCCCUAACGCUGCUGUUUCUGGGGUCGCUAUGGGGAUUUUAACUAUCAUGGUUGUGUCUUUCACCGCAGGAGUCAAGGUGUAA
Molecule: messenger RNA, 1125 nt
Organism: Cottoperca gobio
Lineage: Eukaryota; Metazoa; Chordata; Actinopteri; Perciformes; Bovichtidae
Product: carboxypeptidase O-like
Exons: 11
Coding region: 1-1125 (374 amino acids)
Biological process (GO): proteolysis
Molecular function (GO): metallocarboxypeptidase activity; zinc ion binding
Source: RefSeq, a predicted model, not a curated record